CUUGACCAGUAUUAUCAAACAUAAGAGAUACUCAUUCUUCAUAAAAACAUGUGCCAAAGCAUUUAUGUACUUGCAAACACAUUGCAGAGCACUGUUUUUGUCCUAUAAGACGUAUAUGAAGACAAAAGAACAUGCUGAAGGAGAAGGAUUUUCAGAGCAAGUGGGAAAAAGAGCAAAGUAAGGAUCAAGUGAGGCAGAGAAUGAGAGUCUAGUUAAUAAUUUGUCAGCGACUGUGGUGGAUCUAGCCAGCGUGUUGACAACGGGCCCAGUGUUCUCUGGGUCCGCUGAUGGAGAUUAGAGCUGGACUCAUCCAACCAUUCACGGAGGGGAGAGAGAAAGAGCGAGCAAGACGAACAUGAGGGGUCUAGUGGGAACGGGGGGGUUUGGAUGCAACACAAAUGGAAGUUCAACAGAACAAGGCAGUGAGUCCACAGGGAAUCAGGCUAGAACAGCAUUCUGGGAGCUCUCAGCACUAGCUUUCAGCACUCCCCAAAACGCUCAUACACUCUAUACUGCUUCCAAAUGCAACUGUGCACCUUUUCUGACGUUGGUAAGCUGAUGCUUUUUGGAACAGUUUCAUCAUGCAUCUGUUUUUUUCUAAAAAUACAAUCCUACGCAACACAACAAGCUGUAAACCUGAGCAAUAGCGGCAGCAGAACAUUCUUACGCAAGCUGUAAAAUCUCAGGCGUAAACUAGACACAGGGGAACAAACCAAACACACAUGAUGUUGACAGAGUAAUUAUCUGCUGAUAGGACAUGCAGACUCAUAACCGGUCACAUCUCCGUUCCCUGAAAGUAGGUACAUUCAACCCAUGAUAUCAGCUGUCCAAACACGCUCUGGCUACCCUUGUACGGCCCUGAGGCCAUCAGCGUCCACCCACGCAUGUCUUUUUUGCCCUCUCUGUGCAAAUCACUAGAUCUGUAUGCCUCUAUCACUCAAUUCCUUAAUCAGAUUAUAUGAAUAUGUUCAGCUCAUAAUUGUGCAAUAACCUUCUUUACAUUGUGUAUUUUUGUUUGUUUAUCGGAACAAACAGUAACAGCAUGCUUUUGCGUUCGUUAAUCACUUCUUUAAUGAGUACUCUUGAACAUUGUGCAAGCAGGGCACAUCAGGACGCAUGCUAAGAUGCACCCUCAACCCACGUUCACUGCAUGCUGUUUGCACUGUUCUGCCACCUAGUGGCUUCCUGUGAUGAAACAAGUGUGUGGUACAAGAUGGUACGUGAAAGGUCAGUGCUUAUUACUGUUAAAUGAUUUGUAUGCAAACUAGACAGUCUUUCAAAGUACAUACUACAGUAAAUGCGUACCCCUUUUAAAACUUUUUAAAAGCCAAUGGAGGAAAUAAAAGUCUGACUAAAGUGUAAUUGUAUUCACUACAGAAAAAGAUCUGGUGUUAAGAAACCUGGUGUAUAAACCUGUGUAGCCUAGUUAUUAAGGACCUUGGUUGAUAAAAUUUUAAGUUCAAACUCUGCGAAGGGUUAUACCAUUAUGCUGUUGAGAAAGACACUUAAAAGCAUGCAUGCAUAAAAACAAACUAAAUUAACUUUACUAUGUUGACACCUUCUUUUGCACAUUUUAGUUACAAAAAUAUCUUUUAAAUUACUGCCACAGUAACAAUCUGUUGAACCACUAAAAGUUACCAAUUUUUUGCUGACACUGUAACGGACAUGUAAAAAGUCAUAAAAUUUAAAUUUACAGUGUGCUAUAAGUCACUCAACAAUUUUCAUAGUCAAAAUGGUGUAGCUACUGUAAAUGCCAAGAUAUACUAUUUGACUGAGUAUGUAGCUUGUUAGGAGGAAAAAACAACAACAAAGAAACAUUUCUCUGCCAGUUUGAAUGAAUCAACUAUAAACGUCCAUGUUUAAUGCAGCCUCAGAGCAUAAAACAAACUGCAAAUGUGCAGCUUCAUAAUAACUCACUCACACCAACGCACACGCACACACCCGCUCAUCACCACCUACGCAUGCAGGAAGAGGGAAGGUGGAAGAUCCACCUACGCAUGUUUAAAACACACCCAUGCAGUGCACUCGAGGAAGGUCGUCCAACUGGGCAACAUACAAAAUACCCCUAUACAUCUACAUCUGAACAUCAAAGCAAAAACAAACUGAAAGGGAAAACAUUUUUAUAUCAUACGUAUAGAUAUGACCUUCUUUUCUUAAAAAAAAAAAAAAGAGAAAGCAUACGUGCAAACUAAAGAAGAGAGAAAGCAAGAGCAAAGGAUCAAAGGUAGCAAAAAGCUUUGAGGCAGAUAAAAAAAAACAGGAUAAGAUGCUUGUGUGCCUUUACUGGUUGAUGUCAAGAUCUCGAGGGAGAUAAAGAAGUUUUUUCUUUCUUUCCUUUUUUCCUUUGACUUAGAGAAAACCUUGAUUAUAAUCAUCAAUUAAAACAUCAUUUAGACCUCUGCUGGUUAGUGACAUAAGAGAUAUAAUGAUUAAGGUUGGCAAAAGCAAGAGACUAGAAAUCAGCUAUAAUGUGUCUGAAAGGUUUUAAAAUGUCAUAUCAAGCUGCAAGUGAGCUUGUUCUAUUUAUAUGGAACAGAAAUAUGUCUAGCGAAUGGAUCUCUCAAAUGUUUCUCAUUUAACAUAAAUUAACUAUUUAUGUUAUUCAUAAUUGAAAGAUGAACUCUGCUUAUGUACUGUAUUUACUCUGUAUUUACUGUAUUUUUAAUAAUUAGUAGGCAAAUAAUAAUUAAGAUUAAUCUAUUCAUCAUUUGGAUUCAGUCCAUUCAACUACAUUAAUCCUGUGUGAGAUUUACAAAAUAACAUAUAAGCAAAAACUAACACCAAUGACAAUGUAAGAGAAAAAUGCUACGAGCCCCACUUCAAAUGUAUGCAAAGCACUUGUAAACAUGUGGCUGGGACUGGAAUUCAAUAUAAGUUCAUUUUAACAAGUCAAAAGUGCAUGCAAAUAUCUGACCGAUAGAUUUGACAUUAAACAUCUGAUGUUACACUUAUGCAAAUCCAUUAAACGCCCACAGUAUUAAGUAGAUUGUGUAUGUGACAUUACAUAACUUGCAAAUACAAUAGAGACAGAAUAGAAAUCUGUAUCGUAAUAUUUAAUAAUAUUCUAAAGAGUUUAAGGUCACAAAAUCAAUUAUAUAAAAUCUCUGAUAUAGGUAUGUUUAAAAUAAAUCUUAAAAAAAUACAUUAAAUAUUAAAAUGGAUAGGACAUAUAUUAAGUCAUUUGAAAACUUAAUUAUUUAAAUGGGUUGGACAGAUAUUAAGUCAUUUGAAAACAUAAAUACUUCCUUAGUUUUUGCUGUCUUUCAAUGUUUAAUUCGCUACUCAUGCAUCACUCAUGCCAAAAUCCAUCAUGAAGCACUUUCUAUCAAAUCCACAAACAAAUACUAUGGAAAUUUUUGUAUGAAUGCAUUGUGCAAGCCACUUUUCAACUGUCUAUUCAACACACAUUUUUCCAAACAAAUAUUUUGUACAUCUCUUUUCUGUGCUUGUGUUCUGUCCCUGCACUACACAAAGUGUUUCUGAACAUACAAGUUCUGUGAUUGGGAAAUAACACCCUGUUUGGUAGCAAAAACAAUUUUCCUUUGGCUCAUAUUUUAUUGAAGUACACAGACAAUAACUUUCUACCCAAUGCAUAAGAAACUCCUCUGACCUAAACAGUUAUUGAAUCGCUUUGCACUAAAAAGCAGCAAGACAGAGCUCAAAUGAAGAAAGCAAAAAAGAAAGGAUUUUUUUUUAAGUUUAACUUGAUAAUGUCUUAAAAACACAGCACUGAAAGAAAAACUAUGAGAGGAGAUGCAACUGGAAAGGACCGGCAAUUAACAAAGUAGCACAGAGUGAACAACCUGUGUGAACAAUCCCAUACUUUAAAGCUUUACUCUGUGAAUUAUCAAUGUCAUUUAAAACGUGCUUGAACGUUGAGGUGAGACCAGAACAUUUCCAUGUGAAGCCGGAAUGAAACUUGAUGUAAACCCUUAAUUUACUUGCAAAGCACAUGCAAGCUGAUCACAGAAGUGUGGGGUGGGGCGUAUUACUCACAUACUCAUGUACGUGUUGUCAGUUGACCAUCUAACUAUCAUAAUCACUCGCCAUUAAGAGAAUCACAACACAUCAAAACAAGAAGAGCCUAAGCAAUACUGAGAAUGGCUAAGGUGUGGACACUUCUGUUGCUCUGCGGUAUUCUGGGGUCUGGACUCAGCGAGAAUCCAUCAUGGUUUGAGAACAUCUCAACAAAUCUUUUCAAAUCCCCUGGAGAUAUUCUGAUAGGAGGACUUUUCCCUAUUAACGAUCUCACCAGUGAACUGAGCCAACGGGUAAAGCCUGACGAUCUUGAGUGCAACAGUAUAAGCACAUUUGGUCUGUCUCUCUCAUUGGUGAUGAAGUUCUCUGUGGAUGAGAUCAAUUCCUUAGAGGAUCUUCUACCUGGAAUCACACUAGGAUUUGAAAAUUACGACACCUGCAUGCAACCAGCCGUUGUCAUGAAGCCCGUCCUCCAGUUUCUCACAAAGGAAUCAACAGAGGAACUGGACAUCUCCUGUAACUACACUGACUACAAGACUCGUGUUAUAGCUAUCAUAGGCCCGAACAACUCAGAGUUGGUUCCGGUCAUUGGCAAGCUGAUUGGGUUUUUUCUGAUGCCACUGAUUAGCUAUGGUGCCACCAGCGACAUGUUCAGCGACAAAGAGACCUUCCCGUCCUUCAUGCGCACAGUUCCCAGUGAUCGCUGGCAGGUUGCGGCCAUGGUGCAGCUUCUGAAAGAGUUUGGGUGGAACUGGGUGUCAAUAGUAGGUAGUGAUGAUGAAUACGGACAGAAGGGUCAGCAGCAGUUUUCCAGCAUGGCCAAUGAGGAGUCCAUCUGUGUGGCAUAUCAGGGUUUGAUUCCUGUAUACAGUGAUCCAGUGCCAACGAUAAAAGAGAUUCUUAAUCGAAUUGUGGACGCCAAAGUGGGAGUGGUGGUGGUCUUCUCUCUCCCCAAGCCAGCCAGAGACUUCUUCAUAGAGGUAAUCAAACGCAACAUAACAGCCGUUUGGGUGGCAAGCACAGCAUGGUCUCUGAGCGAUGGUGUAUCCACCCUGCCCGGCAUCAAUUCAAUAGGCACAGUACUGGCGUUUGCCGACAUCACCAGACCUCUUCACCUAUUCAAUCCCUAUAUCCGUGAGCUCUUCAAAAUAAUGGAGGAGACACAAAUCCCCCAGGAGCCAGAUACAGAAAUCUCCCCUCUGGACAACCCUUGCCCAAGCUGCAGCUUCCUAAGCCAAGCCAACGUGAGCAUGGUAGAGGUAAAACUUGUGGAGCGGUCAGCUUUCAGUGUGUAUACUGCCAUCUACUGUGUUGCAUAUGCACUGCAUGACUUGCUUGGAUGCAAUGCCACCAGCUGUGCUCUAAAUCCCAAGACUGACCAAGUAUAUCCUUGGCAGCUGUUACAGAAACUCCAAAAAGUUUCUGUAGAUCUAGAGGGAGUCAAUUUUAAGUUUGAUAAAGAGGGUAAUCCAAACUUUGGCUACGAUUUUAUGCAAUGGAUCCUUAAUGACACCACUGUGCAAUUUGAUGGAAUUGGAUACUUUUAUCAGAAUCUCACAAUUGAUAAAGAAGACAUAAUAUGGCACACGAAAAAUGGGAAGGUGCCAUUGUCCACUUGCUCCUCAGACUGUGGGAUAGGACAAGUGCGCAGAGUUAAAGGCUUCCACUCCUGCUGUUUCGACUGCAUUGACUGCAAGGAGGGAACGUACCUAAACAGCUCAGAUGACAUCCAGUGUAGAGCAUGUCCCACUGGCCAGUGGUCCACCCUACGAAGCACAAGCUGUGUCUAUCCCAUCUAUACGUACCUGGACUGGAGCAACUAUGAGUCAAUCGGACUCAUUCUGGGAGGAAUUUUGGUGCUUGCAUCACAUGUAUGGGUAGGGGCUCUAUUUUUCAUGCACAGAGGAACUCCACUGGUGAAAACUGCAGGUGGACCGUUGACUGUCCUUACCCUGUUGAGCCUAGCGGGAGAAUGUAUAAGCCUGGUGCUGUUCCUGGGUCAGCCGGGAGACAUUGUGUGCCGUCUGCAGGAGCCACUAAACGCCUUUUUUCCGACUGUGGCCCUCUCAGUCAUUCUGACCAUUUCCCUUCAGAUUGUGUGCGUCACAGAGUUUCCUGAAAAGUCUCCCGAUCACCUGGAGAACCUACGAGGACGAGGAAGCUUGUUUGUGAUUCUGGGAUGUUGCGGGCUCCAGGCGGGACUAUGUGGUUGGUACGCCCGAGAAGGUCCCUCCCUGACCCAAUACGUGGCCAGUUUGGAGGUGAACUAUGUGAAAACGUUUCUGCGUUGCCCAGUGGAGCCCAUGUUAAACUUCGGCUUGAUGCUUGGUUUCAAUGUUCUUCUGGCACUGAUAUCAUUCAUGUCCACCUUCAUGGCUCUCAAGCCACCAGGACAGUACAACCUGGCCAGAGAUAUCACCAUCUCCACCUUGAGUUACUGUGUAGUGUGGGUGAUGUUCAUCCCCAUCUACACAAGUCUAAAUGAUAAAGAUAAGUCUAUUGCUCAAGUAGGAGUCAGUUUACUUAGUAACAUAGGACUGGUAGCGGCCUAUUUCUUCCCUAAAUGCCACCUGUUGGUCAAACACCCAGAACUCAACACAGAUGAUCACUUUCGUACAUUUUUAGAAGGGGUCCCACCAACACCACCUGAAGAAAGCUAGAAACAAUUGCUAAAUUAUUAAUAUUAUUGUUAUUAGUCUCUAUGUUAUGCCUGGUUGUGAUUGGCCAGUCGCUGUAGUUCGUGGUCAUAUAUUUUUGUAUAACGAUCCUAAUGAUCCUUUCUUUCUUAAGUCUCAUAUAAAACAUUUCAACGUCAAUCAAUUUUUAAUUUGGUAAGCAGUAUGCAGUCAUCUGCUAUAAUAUAUAUAUAUAUAUAUAUAUAUA
Molecule: messenger RNA, 6861 nt
Organism: Megalobrama amblycephala (Wuchang bream)
Lineage: Eukaryota; Metazoa; Chordata; Actinopteri; Cypriniformes; Xenocyprididae
Product: taste receptor type 1 member 3
Exons: 9
Coding region: 4101-6638 (845 amino acids)
Biological process (GO): sensory perception of umami taste; sensory perception of sweet taste; G protein-coupled receptor signaling pathway
Cellular component (GO): membrane
Molecular function (GO): G protein-coupled receptor activity
Source: RefSeq, a predicted model, not a curated record